Molecule: messenger RNA, 1884 nt
Organism: Mesorhabditis spiculigera
Lineage: Eukaryota; Metazoa; Nematoda; Chromadorea; Rhabditida; Rhabditidae
Source: the annotation of a GenBank genome assembly
AUGCUGCCGGCGCGCAGGAGAUCUUUAGUGGUCAAGCUAUUACUAUUAAUCCCGGCGGUUUGGUUUUUCGUUCUAAUAUACUUUGCCUCCUCUAAUGAUAAAAAUCAACCAUAUGACCGUCAGGUUGAGCCAGUUGCACCAAGAAUAGAUCGUGAAAAAUUGCCACCCAUCGUUGUAAAUGUUCCGACUGCAAAAAGAGACGAGGACGGCAAUCAGGGACAGGGCAACAUGCCAAUGCCAAAAUUUAUCGUUGACGUGGCUGAACCAAUUUAUCAGCGAGGAAAUAUGUCUCAAGCUGGUGAGGAAGGAAAGGCCGUAAACGUGGAUAAAACGAAACUGAGCAAAUCCGAAAAGGCCAAAUACGAUCAAGGCUUCCAAAAUAACGCUUUCAAUCAGUACGCAUCGGAUAUGAUCUCUAUCCAUCGAACACUUCCCAAAAAUGUUGACGAGGAGUGCAAAGUGGAGCCAUAUCCCAAAGAUCUCCCGGAUACAUCUGUAAUCAUAUGCUUUCAUAAUGAAGCAUGGAGUGUGCUUCUACGCACAGUGCAUUCGGUUCUUGAGAGAACGCCGGAUCAAUAUCUCAAUGAGAUCAUAUUGGUCGAUGAUUUCUCGGAUAUGGCUCAUACCAAGCAAGCGCUUGAAAGUUACGUAUCACAAUACCCAAAGGUCAAAAUACUUCGUAUGGAAAAGCGCGAAGGUUUGAUCAGGGCUCGUCUUCGUGGAGCAUCUGCAGCAAAGGGAAAGGUUUUGACUUAUCUCGACUCGCAUUGUGAAUGCAUGGAUGGUUGGAUUGAGCCUCUACUUGCCAGGAUCAAAAAAGACCCAUCCAUCGUCGUUUGCCCGGUCAUUGACGUGAUCGACGACAAUACUUUCGAAUAUCAUUACAGCAAGGCGUAUUUUACCAAUGUUGGUGGUUUUGACUGGGGAUUGCAAUUCAAUUGGCACGCCAUUCCGGAAAGAGAUCGGAAAGGCCGAAGGGCGAUCGACCCUGUCAGAUCCCCAACAAUGGCUGGUGGUCUUUUCUCAAUUGAUCGGGAUUACUUUGAAAAGCUGGGAACAUAUGAUCCUGGAUUUGACAUUUGGGGUGGCGAAAAUCUGGAGCUGUCUUUCAAGAUUUGGAUGUGUGGUGGUACACUUGAAAUUGUGCCUUGCUCACAUGUUGGGCACAUAUUCAGAAAGCGAUCUCCUUACAAAUGGCGCACAGGCGUCAAUGUGCUAAAGAGAAACUCCGUACGACUGGCCGAAGUUUGGCUCGAUGAAUACAAGGAAUACUAUUAUGAACGUAUCAACCACCAACUGGUUCAUUUUUUCUACCAGCGGAAAGCUCUUCGAAAUCGCCUAGGCUGCAAGUCAUUCAAAUGGUACUUGGACAACAUUUUCCCGGAGUUAUUCGUUCCCGGCGACAGUGUGGCGAAAGGAGAGGUGCGUAACUUGGGCGGCGACGGGCGCAAAUGUCUCGACUGCAUGGUGAACAAACACGAUAAGAACAAGCCUAUCCGCAACCAGGGAAACAGCGCACAUUGCGUGGAUGGGCUUGUCGAGGAAGGGGAACAAAAACCAUUGGGUCUAUACCCUUGCCAUGGGCAGGGGGGAAAUCAGUACUGGAUGUAUUCAAAGGAUGGGGAGAUCAGAAGAGAUGAAAGUUGCAUCGAUUUUGCUGGAGCCGAGGUAAUGAUCUUCCCCUGUCAUGGAAUGAAAGGCAAUCAAGAAUGGAAAUACGACAACAACGCUUCCAAACUUCUACACGUUCCAACGGGAAAAUGCCUGGGCAUGACGCACGAUGGCUCACAGCUGCUGAUGCAGAAAUGUGAUGACGGAGACGCUUACCAAAAAUGGCGCUUCAAGGAAUAUAAUGAAGCAAAGGCCAAAGAAUAUGGGAGACAA